Messenger RNA from Rhipicephalus sanguineus (brown dog tick), 1302 nucleotides. RefSeq lists its product as uncharacterized. Gene Ontology annotation, molecular function: small GTPase binding; GTPase activator activity. Gene Ontology annotation, biological process: activation of GTPase activity; nucleocytoplasmic transport. NCBI's taxonomy places the organism in Eukaryota, Metazoa, Arthropoda, Arachnida, Ixodida, Ixodidae. The transcript has 7 exons. The record is from RefSeq and is a predicted model, not a curated record. Bases 1 to 1302 code for a protein of 433 amino acids. Gene Ontology annotation, cellular component: cytosol; nucleus; perinuclear region of cytoplasm.
AUGCCGUUGGUCUUGGCCACGCAGUUGGUGCCAACAAUACGGGCUUCGAGCGCUCCUGCACAUGGGUUCCAGACAAGGAGCGCUGUUGGAUCAUGUCUGACCUGGAGCUGUGGAACAGUAUACUUGUCCCGGGACAACAUCGAACUCCUCGAGCACGUCUGGGGUGAGCUCAAGCUGCAGGGCUAUGAGGGCUCAGUGAACAGUUCGGAACAUCAGGACGUGCUUCGUGCCUCAUUCCUCAUUCACCUGCUACUGCGGCAACACAGGUGCGUAACUUACAUCAUUUUGGACAUGACUACAACCGUGCUCGAAACGAGCGUCCUCCUACACGGCAUAAGGACCGGCGCAGCAGGUGUCAAGUUACUCGAGAUCAAGAGCCCCUCGUUUGAUAAGUUGACUGCAGCGGAGAACACUUGGUCUCGGGCAGUAGCCAGUCUGAAGAACCUCGUCCAUCUGUGCAUCUGCAGCGCCUACUUUUCCGCGGAAAUCGCGCACACCCUCGGUGUCUACGUGGAGCAAGCCAACGUUCUCACUACUCUCCUUUUAGUCGAUAUCAAGGCACCUGGCAGUAGCGCUGCCACGUUUUUGCGCUUCGUUGCCCGAAACAGGAGCCUGAAGAACUUGUCCGUAGAAGGCACCUUCCUGACUGCGCAGCGGGGCCACGCUCUCGCAAACGUCGUUCGAAAGCACGUGACCCUUGAAAGGCUUCAACUCAACGGGUCCCUGGCCUAUUGUCCAUCGGUCCUACUGGAAUCUGUGGUCCAGAGCCGAACGCUGACGUCAUUAUCCGUGCACAAAUGCCUGAUACGCGCCAACGAUAUCUAUGAUAUGGCCGCUGCUCUGACGCCGUGUUCAGCGCCUCCCAUGCCUGACGCUGGGGACACGACAGGCAUGACACCUGGUCUGAACUCCCUCAAGAAACUCGAAUUUCGAGAAUGCACAGGCGAUGACCCGCAUCUGCAGACAGCUUACGCGGACCUCAUCAGAGGUGCUUUGGUUGACCUUACAGUGACCCAGUGCUUCCUCGGAGAGGAAUUUGCGACGGCUGCCGCGAGCAAACUGCUCGCUGGCUACCGGCUACGUAAGCUCAACAUCGAAGACAACCAUUUCCCCAUCGACGCACUGUACGACAUGGUAGAGGCCCUAAAGGUAAACAAGACGUUGGAGACACUAGCCUUUGAUAUGACUAGCACACCGUCCGAGGACGAGCUCUCCAACCUGUUCGCGCUGAUCCAGAGGAUCGGCGUCUUCUCUCGCCUGAGAUUCAACUGGAUCAAAUCCUCGCGGAUCGGACUUCGCUAA